This is a messenger RNA of Dermacentor albipictus, 1089 nucleotides long. Its product is annotated as nose resistant to fluoxetine protein 6-like. Gene Ontology annotation, molecular function: acyltransferase activity, transferring groups other than amino-acyl groups. The record is from RefSeq and is a predicted model, not a curated record. Lineage: Eukaryota; Metazoa; Arthropoda; Arachnida; Ixodida; Ixodidae.
UUGCGUGCCGCUCUUCUUUAUCAUCAUGUGCACCUACGUGCUUCCCCGCUUUGUGACUGGGCCUGAUGCCAAAGGGUUUUUCCGGACGCUUGACGAGGAGAUUGCUGAGACCUGGUGGGCCCUGCUCCUGCAGAUUAGAAAUUUCUUCCAAGUGACCGAACGGACCCUUCUUGUUCACCUCUGGUACUUGUCUACAGACUUCCAGCUUUUCGUUCUCUCUCUUCUCAUACUGCUCGUACUGAAAAAGCGGAAAAAGUUGGCGCUUGCAACGUUCAUCGUGCUUUCUCUUUUGGGUUGCGCCAUCGCAACGUGGACAGCAACUAAUCCAAAUGUUCUACCCUUCAUGACUUAUCCUGCUUACACAAGAAGUAUACAACUGACAACAACGAACUUAUACUACGUGCGACCUUUCUACCAUGCCGUAUGCUUCUUCAGCGGUUGCAUGACGUUACUCGUCUUGGAUGACUUCAGCAACCGUAAAAUUUCUAAGACGAUGCAGCUCGCAUGCUGGUGCGUGGCCGUCAUCAGUGCGCUCUGCGCCAUCUACAUGAAGGUUCCCUGGUACCGGCGCCGUGAUCACCCCUCGGGAGCCGCAAAGCUGGUGGCAGCUUUCUUUGAGCGAGUCCUCUGGUCGCUGUUCCUCGCCUGGUUGACGUUAGCUUGCGCGACGGGACGAGGCGGAUUCGUCGGACGAUUUCUGUCUUCGAGCGUCUUCGCGCCACUAAGCAAGCUAUCAUUCAACGUGUACCUAAUACACUACCCCUUCCUCAUGGCAAUGCUACAUGCGUCUAGGGAGCGUAUACACUUUUCUCACUUUAAUCAGGUGACCCUUUUGUUCGGGGUGCUAAUCUGGAGCUACCUGCUGGCGUACAUGGCAUUCCUCGCAUGCGAGGCGCCAACAGCAACGCUGGACAAGCUGGCCUUUCAAGGACUUAGAGAGCGAGGAAAUUCCGUGAAGCAAGAACCUCGUCCUGACAGUGUCGAUACAGUACUAAAGCUCGAAGACGCUUCAGCUCGUCCCUUCUCGGCUCGGCUUUAACCUCAUCCAACAUAUAUAUGUAAGCAAUGCGUGUUAAGGUAAUAGAGCAG